AUGACUAAUUGGAGAAAAGCAAUGGAAGUAUUUAAUAUGCAUGUUGAUGGUGUAGCUAGUGCUCACAAUGAUGCAAGAACACAACUUGAGGCUUUUCAAAAUCAACGACAAAGUGUGUCACAUUUGCUACAAGCACAGGGGCGUGGAAUGGAGGUUGCAUAUCGCACUCGAUUAAUGACAACUUUAGAUGUUACACGCUUUCUUUUGAAACAAGGUUUGCCUUUCCGUGGACAUGAAGAGUCAUUGAGUUCCUCAAAUAAAGGUAACUUUCUUGAAUUGAUUGAGUGGUAUACCCAAAGAAAUGAUGAGGUUGCUAAGACCAUGAAUGAAAAUGCCCCUGGAAACAAUCAAAUGAAGUCUCCAACAGUUCAAAAGGAUUUAACACGGGCUUGUGUUGCUGAAGUCACAAAUGUCAUUCUUAAUGAUAUAAAAGACAAUAUAUUUUCUCUUAUGGUUGAUGAGUGUCGAGAUAUUUUAAUCAAAGAACAAAUGGGAGUUGUUUUAAGAUACGUGAACAAACAUGGAUGUGUUAUUGAAAGAUUUCUUGCUAUUGUACAUGUGUCUGACACUUCUGCUAUUUCUUUGAAGAAAACUAUUGAUGAAUUGUUUGCAAAACAUAAGUUGUCAUUAUCAAGAUUGAGAGGUCAAGGAUACGAUGGAGCUUCAAAUAUGCGAGGUGAGUAUAAUGGAUUGAAGGCUCUUAUAUUGAAGGAAAAUUCAUUUGCAAGGUAUGCCCAUUGUUUUGCUCACCAACUUCAACUAGUUGUUGUUGCAGUUGCUAAAAGCAAUCGAAUUGUGAGUGAUUUCUUCCAAUAUGUUACUAUGAUUGUGAAUAUUACUGUGUUUGAAAAUGUGUAUGAUGAUGAUACUAAUGAUGAUAAUAGUGGUAUUGCCACCAGUUUGAUUGAUAAGAUGGAGAGUUAUGAAUUUAUGUUUGUGAUGCAUUUGAUGAAAUCGUUAUUGGGAAUCACAAAUGAAUUGUCACAUGCCUUACAACAAAAGGAUCAAAACAUUGUACUGGCUGUCAGUUUGAUCAAGACAAUGAAAGAUCGAUUACAAAAAUUGAGAGAGGAAGGAUGGGAGAAUUUUUUGGAUGUCGUCAACAAAUUGUGUAGUAACCAUAUGAUCCCAGUACCGAAUAUGGAAGAAAAUAUGAGAACUCGUGGUCGCAGCAGACGUAAUGGACAAAUGAUUACUAAUUUUCAUCACUAUCGUGUUGAAAUUUUUUGUCAGGUUCUUGAUACGAUGGUUCAAGAGAUGAAUAAUCGGUUUUUAGAAUCAAGUACGGAGGUACUUACUUGCAUUGCUUGCUUAGAUCCAAAGGACUCUUUUUCUCAAUUUGAUAUUAGUAAGCUACUUCACCUUGCUGAACUUUUUCCGAAGGACUUUUCAUUGACUGAUCGUGUAAUACUUGAGGACCAACUUGAGACUUACAUUCAAAAUGUACGAGUUGCAACUGCUUCUGUUGAAAGAGUUUUUUCUGCGAUGAAAAUUAUCAAGACUGAUUUGCGUAAUAGGAUGGGAGAUGAGUGGAUGAAUGACAGUUUGGUAGUAUACAUCGAGAAGGAUAUUUUUGCUAUAAUUGAAAAUGAGCAAAUUUUACAACAUUUUCAACAGAUGAACACUCAUAGGAUCCAGUUGUCUCCUUUUGUUGUGCUUAAAUGGCAUCAUCAAGUAAUAGCAGCAUCAACCAUACCAAAUAUGAAACUGUGCGAUGCAGGGACUGGGAGGGCAAAAACGGCAUCAUCACCACAUUCUGCAUCUCUGCUCAACUAUAUCAGAAGUCCGUCAAUGGCUUCUGUUACACCAUUGGCUAGUGCAUAA
Zingiber officinale is the source of this 1824-nucleotide messenger RNA. Its product is annotated as zinc finger MYM-type protein 1-like. The coding region runs from base 1 to 1824 and encodes 607 amino acids. The record is from RefSeq and is a predicted model, not a curated record. NCBI's taxonomy places the organism in Eukaryota, Viridiplantae, Streptophyta, Magnoliopsida, Zingiberales, Zingiberaceae. The transcript has 6 exons.